Messenger RNA from Girardinichthys multiradiatus, 4250 nucleotides. RefSeq names its product GDNF-inducible zinc finger protein 1. The record is from RefSeq and is a predicted model, not a curated record. NCBI's taxonomy places the organism in Eukaryota, Metazoa, Chordata, Actinopteri, Cyprinodontiformes, Goodeidae. Gene Ontology annotation, biological process: regulation of transcription by RNA polymerase II. The transcript is spliced from 4 exons. Gene Ontology annotation, molecular function: DNA-binding transcription factor activity, RNA polymerase II-specific; RNA polymerase II cis-regulatory region sequence-specific DNA binding. The coding region runs from base 444 to 2189 and encodes 581 amino acids.
CCGCUGAGGCCGCCGUACUGCGUCAUCUAUGACGUCAUUAGCAAAAACAAGGUUCACGAAAUGAGUGUUGAUUACCUACUCCAACCUAAUAUCUGUGCCUAAUUUUCGAUUAUCCAAUUUACAAAUCCGCUGUGGCACGCCCAGGUGGCGGUUCUGAGCAUGCGCUCCGUGGUUUGUUUUGCCUUGCUUAUUUUGGUGACGAGAUUUAGCUUACGGAUGCUAGCCUCAUGCUAACAUCACGAGGGGACAUCUGAUGUCAACAACAAUCAUUUAAUAACAUUUAAUAUUUAAUGAAGUCGCUAACCAGGGAUUCUGCUAUCGACAAAUGGAUGUGUUGCUGAAGACAAACCGGCUGAUCCAAACCGAGAGCACUUUGAUUCUUCCCAAACAGUUGUGAAAGUGGACACUAACGGACGGACCUGCAGAGUGAGACGCCGUGGAUCAUGUCGGACCUGGACACCCUCAUCGUAACCUUUCAGACCCAGCUCUCUGAUGUGAUGGAAGCUGUAGUGAAGACAGCGAUGUUUGAGGUUACCAGACUGGUGGAGGACGUCUUCAUGGUGGAGGUGAAGCGCAGCAAACAGGAGGUGGACUCUCUGAGGCUGCAGCUGAAGUGGACCGAGAGCAAACACGGCGGGGAUACAGAGAAGACCGAAAUGUUUGUUGAGUUGGUCAGGAAUGAAGCAGAUCGGAACCCUGACGCUGUAAAAGCACGACCAGAGGAGCAACAGGAUGACACAAUGGGCCACUGUGAUGUGAAGAAUCCAAGUGACGCGGUUGAACACUGGUUGUCAGGUUGCAGGCAAGAAUGCAAAACAGAGUCAGCAGACAAUUCAGCCGCCAUCCAGAGCCCUGGAAGAGAGUCACAGGUCGCGGAAGAGAAGGAAAUCAUGCCAGCUGUGGAAAUGAAAGAGGAAGAAGUUAAGAAACCGUCUUGUUCUUCUCUGCAUUUGAGAGAGUGGUGCAGUACUCCUGCAAGUGAAGCUGGACCAGAGAACGCAGGUGAGGUGGUUGAGGCACAGCCAACACCAGCCCAGAAAAACAGUGAAGAGUUACUGAAGAAUGUCAUUAAGAGAGACCCACAGAUGUCUACAUCAUGUGCGUUUCCCGAGAACCAGGACGAAACAGACAUGGCUGCAGACCAGACCAGUGUUUUAGCUUUUGAACUAAAUUCCAAGUGGGCUGACCUGCCGGCCGCAGCAGCUGGACCUCUGCAGAAUCACAGGCUUGGCACAGAAGCUAUGUUUGAUCCAGCCGUAGCUAAAGGCUCUGUGAAUUAUUUGGAACGAGAGCUUACCAGCCCUGCCAGAGCAGAUGUUCAGUUUACCUCAGUCAGAGAUCAGGUUUCCUCUUCUGAAUCUCCUGAAACCAGACUGCAACCCAACAACACACUGGGUGUGAUUUUUAAAGAGGAAGUUAUCAACGAUUCUGAUGGGCUUAAGGAAAGUGUGUGUACAGAAAAGAAAUCAUCAAAAGCUGGGGUACAAUCAUUUAACUGUUCAUUACAUGAGCAAAGGGUGAUCUCAGAAGCACACAAACCAAACCACAUUUACCACAGAUCCUCAGUGCAGGAGAGAGUGAAGCUCCAUUCUCACAGAGGUUCAGGACUCAGACUGCAGGCAGCUAUACAACACCUCCACCGACCACAGAAGAAGCCCCCACACAGACUGUCAAACCUGACAACAGCAGCGCUGUCUGACGCUCCCUCCCAGGUUGUACACUUAAAUAACCCUAACAGAGUUUCCUCCGCAUCCAGAGCUGCUUCAUCUACACUGUCAGUGCAGCGCGUUCACCUGGCUGACAAACAGACCUUAACUCUGAACCAAGCUGGUGCCUCAUGGGUUAGCAUCAAAUCCCACAAUCAAUCUGCAAACUGCCAUCAGUCUGCCCCUGCCCCCACCCGCCCCUCCCCUCCUGACUCUCAGCUUUACAGGCCCUUGCUGCACUGCGAGGAGUGUGACAAAAGCUUUCCUCACCCAAGCAACCUGAAAGCCCACAUGCAGAUUCACACAGGCGAGCGGCCUUUCUGCUGUCCACUCUGCGGGCGCAGUUUCACCAAGCUGAGCAACCUCAAAGCCCACCGGCGCGUCCACACGGGCGAGAGACCUUACUGCUGCUUGGCAUGCGGCAAGCGCUUCACCCAGAAAUGUAACCUGAAACGCCACCAGAGGAUUCACUUGGAAGUUUGACCGCGGAGAUAUGGAGGAGAAAGAAAAAUCAUGUGUUGUGUGUGUGUGUGUGUGUGUUAUAGAUUAAGAUGCUUCAGGACUCAUACUGCAAUGCAGGACAGUUUGUGUGGCGCAUAAUAAGACUGCAUCUCUAGAUUUAAAUAGUUCUUUGCAUUCCUACUGGGACCUAACUUCUAAAGUUGUGCUUGGCUUACUGUAGGAUGAGAAACUUUGUGUGUGGUGUGUGUUCUGCUAGAUAGGCCAGCUGACAGUUAUACAGGAAUUUUAAUGUUUAGAGUUAUUUCUUCUGUCGACGGCAAAUAAUUUAUCAAUGUACCAUGCCAUGAAAAAGUAUUCACCCCCUUAAAUAUUUCUGUUGUUUUUUUGUUCUGUUGUAACACUUUUGUGGUUCAGACAAAUUUUAAUAUCAGACAUAGUUAACAUGAGGACAUGCAAAAAGCAGUUUUCAAAUUAUUUCACUUGUUACGUGGAAAUUUUUUUUAUCCAAAGCAACCUGGGUUAGGGUUGGUUUGGAUAAAAAGGAAUAAUCCUCACUUUUUAUUGAUUCAUAAAUUAAUUAUUAAUUCAGUGUUCAGUGUUAUUACUGUUUACUGCCAGACCUCUACAAUCAAUAAAUCAAAUAAAUAGGACUAAAAACAUGAAGUAGGCUUAAGGGUUUCAAAAAGGAACACAUCAUCCCUCUAUCUAAAGACAUUGAAAAGAUUCUAAACUUAUGUUUGCUUGUAAAGGGUUAAAAAGUCAUUCUACGAUUUUGGUUAUCCAGUGGACCACAGAUGGAGAAAAUAUAGACCAGGUGUAGUCAGUUUACCGAAAUCACUCAGAGACCAACGAUUCACCCAGGAGGUCACAAAAGAACCCGAGACAACACCUAAAACACUGCUGGUCUCACUUCCCACGGUUAAGAUCAGAGUUAAACACUAAAAAGGAAAGGCAAGUUCAUUUACUUUUACUCCAUCCAUACACGAGGUAAUCCAAAUUGCUUUACAGGACGCAGGAGAAGAGCCACUGAGCGGCAAUGGAAUCCAUGGAGAGCUCCAAGGCCAAAACUGUCGCUGUCAGAAAGAGCAAAAGAAAUUGGUAUAAACAAUAUGAUGAUCGCUGAGACUUUUGCGAAAAAAAUCUGUAAGGUUUUUGUGCGUCCUUUUUCAUCUGUCAUUAAACAAAUGCACAAUGGAUCCAUGAAUUCUCCUCUCAACCAGAAAAUGCUAAAAGAGAAUGUCCAGCUAUCAGUUCAUGACCUUAAGCUCAAUCGGACUUUUGCAGCAGGAUAAUGAUCCAAGGCAUACCAAAAGCUCCAAAUCUGAAUGGCUCAAAAUGGCAAAGUGAAGGUUUUGGCUCUAGUCUAGGCAGCUAGUCAAAGACCAGACCUAAAUUUGUCUGAGAUACUGCAGUAUAAUCUUAAAUUGGUCAUUAAUGCUUGAAAACCCGCAUUGUGUGAAUAAAAAAAAAAAGUACAACAAAGAGUGGCCUGCAAAUCCUCUACAGCGAUGUAAAAGACUCUUUGCCACUUAUCCAACAGGCUCAAUGGCAGUUGUUUCUUCCACGGGUGGCACAACCUGUUAUUAGGUUUGAGUGGUAUAUACUUUUCCCCAUAGGCCCAGGUUGGUUUGGGUAGCUUUGUUCCCUUUAUACAUUAAAUCAUCAAUUGAAAGCUGCUUUUUGUUUUCUCAGGUUAUCUUUGUCUAAUAUUAAAAUUUGUUUAAUUUUGAGCAUUAAAGUGUGACAAAAAAAGCAAAAACAUUAGUAUUCUAUAGUAUUUCACAGCAUAUAUUCUGAGUUAGCCCUAAAAAAUCAUUCUUUGAAACAGUUCUUAUUCAAUAUUGGUGGUCAUUUUAAUAAUGGCUACAGCAUUCAGUUUCUUACACACAUUCAUUGCUAAUGGUAAUUUUCAAUUGAUUGGAAAGUAUUAGCUCCAUGUUGUUUUAAUUCUAAAUUGAAAUUCCAGCAUUGUUAUGCGAUAUAAAGUUAUUUUUUUUGUCUGAUAUCGUUCCUUCUGUCUCACACAUUGUAAUAUUUUAAAUUGUUUUAUUCUUACCUAAUUAUUAAAAUAUAAAUAUAGAA